AGUGAAGAGUUGUUAGGAUUUCCUCAAGAACUUAAAUUCAGUCAUUAUCAGAUAGUCACAAUAACAAGUUACAACAACAAUAUAUAGCUAAAACAGGCAAUUAAUCACUCUGAAAGAGAGCAUUUAAGUCAAUGCCCUGGUUUAUUGAUUAAUCAAUGUUAUUAUUCACUAUUCACCCCACACACAGCGCCGCGUGUAUACUUUUGGAACUAAUCAUUACUGACGAAUAAAGUGCCCAGCCAAUUGCAUACUUAAAUUAAACGCGCAGCAUACAAGCCUAUUAUACACAUAAUUUUUAUUUUUCAAGUGUAUUACUGUGUUUACAGUCACAUAUCAAGAUGAUGAAUGUGCAAGAUAUAAUGAAUACAUUUCCAGAAAUUCCUGAAGAUGCAUCGUUGGUUACGCCGCUGCCCGAAAAGUCAAAAAGGUUAUAUCUGAACGCUUAUGAAGCUUUUAAUAAAUGGAGAGAAGAAAACAAUUUGACUUCUUCAUCAGAGGAGGUGUUGUUGAUAUACUUCAAAGAAUUGGCCACCAAAUAUAAACCUUCCUCCCUAUGGACACAAUACUCAAUGGUGAAAAGUACUCUGAAUAUACAUGAAAAUGUAAAUGUGGAUAAAUAUCGUAAACUGACUGCAUUCUUAAAAACACAAUCACAAGGAUUUACUCCCAAAAAGGCAUGUAAAUUCACAUUGCAGAAUAUUGAUGAAUUUCUACGAACAGCAUCACAAUACAAAUAUCUACCAACAAAAGUGGCACUAAUAAUGGGUGUAAUGGGGGCUUGUCGCUCCAAUGACUUAUAUCAAAUGAAAAUUUCUGAUAUUCAUGAUCAUGGAAGUGUAUAUGAAGUAAGAGUACCAACAAAAACAUCAAAAUAUCGGAAAUUUACUAUCACUGGUUAUUAUUAUGAUAUUUGCAAGCAAUAUCUCAGCAACAGGAGACCAGACACAAAUGUAUUUGUAUUCCAACAAUAUAGAUGUGGCAAAUUCACAAAGCAAAGAAUUGGUGUAAACUCGUUCAUUAAAAUGGGCAGGGAUGUAGCCAACUUCUUAAAACUACCAAAUGUUGAAAACUAUUCUGGGCACAGUUUUAGAAGUUCUUCAGCAGCUAUACUUGGACAGACUGGUAGCUGUACAAUACAAAAACAUGAGUUUCUCCUGCCAUCAACACAGACAACUCAAGUUGAAGAAGUGUUUAUUGAUGAAUCAGGCAAAAAUGAAUCAGAUGCAUUUAAUAUUAAUAUGGAUAGUUACACAAACUCAGAUUCUGAUAGUGAUGCAGAUUAUCCAGAUUCAGUAACGGAUAACACAGACACAGCUGCAGAUAAUACUGAUUCAGAAAAUAAAACUAAUGAGCCUGCCAAUAACAGCCAUUAUUUUGAUGGAGUAGAAUCAACUAAUAUGGAUCUGAAUUUUGAUAUUAAUAAAAUACCAGCCUUGGCUUUUAACGACUGUACAAAUGUUACUAUUAAUAUUACAUAUAAAUAAUAAAUUAUUGUAAGUUUAUAAAAAUAAUUAACAA
Dalotia coriaria is the source of this 1518-nucleotide messenger RNA. RefSeq lists its product as uncharacterized. The record is from RefSeq and is a predicted model, not a curated record. The transcript has 2 exons. Lineage: Eukaryota; Metazoa; Arthropoda; Insecta; Coleoptera; Staphylinidae. The coding region runs from base 339 to 1484 and encodes 381 amino acids. Gene Ontology annotation, molecular function: DNA binding. Gene Ontology annotation, biological process: DNA recombination; DNA integration.